Messenger RNA from Colletotrichum destructivum, 2458 nucleotides. Its product is annotated as Putative HIRA-interacting protein. Gene Ontology annotation, cellular component: nucleus. Lineage: Eukaryota; Fungi; Ascomycota; Sordariomycetes; Glomerellales; Glomerellaceae. The transcript has 2 exons. The coding region runs from base 254 to 1876 and encodes 540 amino acids. The record is from RefSeq and is a predicted model, not a curated record.
GACUUAAAAAGCACGACUGACUGCUUAGCUACUUCUACAGUAAUCGCAUCUACAAGUGUAGGUUCAAAAGGUUAAUGCAGCCUGACCUGCUCAUAAUACGAUUCAAACAUGACCUUAUGGUGCCUUGAGUCCCGCCAACGCCCACGAAAGGCGUCAGUCGAGUGAGUGUGGUUCCCGAUCUGACCGGAUGGUGUUGCAUCUUAGUCCGGGGCCGGGGCCUUCGAUAUUCAUCGGUCCUCGCCCGGCGUGAUGCAUGCCUGAAGCUCGGACCAGGUCCGACACUGGCGCCCAGCGAUCGCCGUCCCCCGCCGGAGGAGUACCUUUUGCUGGUUGCGCUCGGUCUGCGCCUGCCCGCGCGCGUCAGCUUUGCCAUUUGCAUCCAAACACUGUCUUUCGACGCGUCUCUACAAGCGGGAAGGAGCCCUCAAGCUCUCAUACAAUCCACCACAGAUCAUACGCCCAUCAACUUCGAGCCGCCACUCGUACGCCCGGGUUACAAUUGACGCAUUUCCAUAACGGAAAAUACAAAACACAACUAGUCUCAUCCCUGUCCUACUGUAAAAGGAUGGCCCCGUCGGACAAGAAGCUCGAGGCGGCGCUUCUCGACACGGUUCGCGAUGUCUACAAGACGGAUUUAGACAACCUCACCGUGAACUUUAUUCGGAAACGCGUCGAGUCGGACCUCGAACUCGAAGCUGGAUUCUUUUCGUCGGGAAAGUGGAAGGACAAGAGCAAGAAGCUAGUAAAGGAGCUUGCAACCGCGCUCAUGGAGGGCAAUGCCGACCCCGAUCCCGAGUCUGAGGAAGACGCGAGCGCGAAGCCAAAGAAGACCGGCAAACGUCAAUCUGCCGAUACCUCACCACCCGCGAAACGUAGGAAACGGGUAUCUGCUCAAAAGGAGGAGGAUCCUGAAGAAAGCGGCUUGGAGAGCGAUACGCCCGAGCCCAAGUCCAAACCCAAGCCCAAACCAAAGAAGAAGGCGGCGCCACGAAAGAAGAAGCAGGAUACCCCCGUCAUUGAUUCGGACUCUGAGCCAAGCCCUGUCAAGUCAAACCCGUCCAAAGCUCGUAACGGACGUGCAAGCAAGAUUGAGGACAGCGGCUCGGAUGACCUUAGCUCCCCGCCAGACAGUGAUGAGGACGCUCUCGAAGGUCAAAAGGCGGAAACAGAAGAUGAGAAACACAAGGCGCCCUUGGAGAAGGAGGUUACAGCCUCUGUUGAGACAAAGGAAGACAAGCCAACCGGAAAGAACCCCGAAGUCACCACUGAGAAGAAGGAUGAGGUGAAGCCUGUGGUGGACGACACAAGUAGUGAGCUGUCCGACGUGAUAGAUGAGCCGCCCAAACCGAAACGCAAGAAGAAAGAAGCCGGAGCUGGCAGCAAGGCGCUCAAGCCGAAGAAGUCAUCUGCAGCUCCGGAGAACCCCGACGAUGCCGAAGUCAAGAAACUGCAAUCUCAGCUGGUCAAGUGUGGCAUUCGCAAAAUUUGGGGAUUCGAGCUGAAGCAAUACGGGGACGAUACGAAAGCCAAGAUCAGGCAUCUCAGAGAAUUGCUCAAGGACAUCGGCAUGGACGGCCGCUUCUCCGAGGCCAAGGCUAAGGAAAUCAAGGAGCGCAGGGAGCUUGAAGCAGAUCUGGAGGCAGUCCAAGAGAUGAAUGCAAACUGGGGCGCGGGUGGCCGAUCAUCAAGAAGCAAGGCGCGCGGGCAACCGGCGCUGAAGAAGGCCAUGGAGGACGAUGUUUCCGUUGCUGAAAAUGACAAGCAAAACGACGACGAUGACGACGAGGAGCAGGAGGCACACAUUCCCUCACGUGCGCGUGGCAAGGCGCGAGCAGACCUUGCGUUCCUGGGAGAUGAUGACGAGGAGUCAGACUGAUGUUGAUAUCAUGAAAAUUGGGGAGUCUUGCAGCUAUUCACGAAGCAUCACUUGGCUGAUUGCACAUGUUGCAGGUUGUAUUAUAUAUGCCGCGGCGCGUAAUGUCCCUUUGAGGCGCCAUCGCGGAAUGUCGGUCGAGGCGGCGGGGGUCGCCAUCAGCGCAUCAUACUAUCGAAAUGCUGUGGGGGUUUCGAGAAAACUGUUUUGUUCACCUGUCCUGUUUUAGCUUCGUGUCUUCACCCCCAAGCGGGCCCCUCUCAGGCUGAUGGGAGUCCACCCGCCGGUUCCUCGGAACAUAGGCUUGCUUUCUCCAAAAAGCUGGAGACAGGAAAACAUAGCUGCACGUCUCUUUAAACGCACCAGUUAGACAACGGUAUGACCGCUUCGGUCGUAGGGUAUGUGACUGGUGCGAGAGAAGGCUGCCAAAGAGGGGGAAGCCUGGGUUCUUGGGCAAACCACGCUGACGCUCUCACGCUCCCCACGCCUGCUCAGAACCAGAGAGAGCUCUGUGUCUCCAAUUUACCCCGCCGCAAGCAGGAAGCCCCCGCAUUGGCCUUCAUUUCCUUCAGUGAUGCUUUCCCC